This is a messenger RNA of Gopherus evgoodei (Goodes thornscrub tortoise), 5378 nucleotides long. It is a transcript of the gene AIFM3, whose product is annotated as apoptosis inducing factor mitochondria associated 3. Bases 1994 to 3883 code for a protein of 629 amino acids. Gene Ontology annotation, cellular component: mitochondrion; cytoplasm. NCBI's taxonomy places the organism in Eukaryota, Metazoa, Chordata, Testudines, Testudinidae. Gene Ontology annotation, molecular function: 2 iron, 2 sulfur cluster binding; oxidoreductase activity, acting on NAD(P)H; flavin adenine dinucleotide binding. The transcript has 22 exons. Gene Ontology annotation, biological process: execution phase of apoptosis. The record is from RefSeq and is a predicted model, not a curated record.
CUAAUGGGAGGCAGAAGGAGAAAUGAUAGGUGAGGUAGGCAUAGGUCAUGAAAAGACUAGAAAAUGAAGACAAGGAGCUAAUGUUUGUUGUAACAGAAAAGGGAAAGCCACUGGAGGGAUGCAAAAGAGGGAUGAAGUGGUCAGAAUGAUGGGCUAGGAAAAUGAUCUUUUCAGCAGCGUUCAGAAUGGAGAUGAGCAAUGCAAAAGUGUAUUUAUCAAGGCAAGAGAGAAAGAUGUUGUGGUAAUCAAGACAUGAGAUGAUGAGAGACUGCAUGAGAAUUUUAGGUAUGUGCAUGGAUAGGAAGGCCGCAUCUAAGAGAUAUUAUGCAGAAACAAUCAGCAGGAUUUAGACUUAGCCUGGAUGUGAGGAUCUAGACAAAGCUGGAGUCUAAUGUGAUGCCCAGGUUUUGGACCUUAGUGACAGGUAGGAUGGUGAUAUUGUCCUCAGUGAUCAAGAAAGGAUGUAGCGGGAAGGGACUGGGGGUGAUUAAGAAUUCUGUCUGAGCCAUGCUGAUCUUGAGGUGAUAGCUAUAGAUGUCAGAGAGGCAGGCCAAGAUAUUAGUUUGGACAAAAGGAGACUUGUCUGGAGUAGCAAUAGAGAUCUGAGAGUUAUUACAGAUGGUACUUGAUUUGUGUUGGUAGAUAAGAUUACAUGGAAAUCCAGUGUAGAGGGUGAAGAGAAAGGGACUAAGGACAGACCUGUGUGGAACCCCCACAGAAAGUUGCAGUAGGGGGAUGAGGAGCAUCCUCCAGACGACAUCUGAAGGAGCAACUUGUGAGGCAGGAGGAAAACCAGGAGAGGACAGAAUCACAGAAGCUAAGGGAGGACAAGAUUUCAAGAAAGAAAGAGCAUGGUUGAUGGCCUUGUUGGUGAUUGAUGAAUCUAAGAAGAUGAGGAUGGAGUACUGGUUCUGAGCUGUCAGUAGGAAGAGAUUAUCCAGGCUUUGGUAGCAGCGGUUUCAGUGAAGUGCAAGGAGCAGAAGCUGGAUUGGAGAAAUUCUAGGCUGGAACUGGAGGAGACCUCAGACAACAAUUGUAGACAGCACAUUCAGUAAGCUUAUAUGUGAAAGGGAGCUGGGCCGUAGCUGGAGAGGCAAAUGGGGUCAUGGGUGGAUUUUUUUAAGGUAGGAAAGAAUAAAGUGUGUUUGCAUUAUGAGGGGAAGGAGCUGGAGGAGAGUGAAGAGAAGAGAAAGGGAGUGGAUGAGAGGGAUUUGAGGGAGAUCAGGAGAUGGGAUAGGGUCACUGGGGAAGGUGGAGGGUUUAGAGAAGAGCAGAUAAACUUCUGUGACAGGGGAGAAAGGGAAAGCAAGCUAAGGGGAGAGGAAAUGUUACACGGUAUUUUGUCAACUUUCUCUUGGAAUAAAUUGGCAAGAACCUGUGUAGAGACAGAAGUGGAGACAGGAGAAGGGAAGAGUUUGAGAAGUGAGUCAAAGGUAGCUGGGAUUGAAUUAAGGCAGCAGUGGGAUUCAGUUAAGUUGACACAGUGAUUUAGCUAGGAAGAUGGCGGAACUGAAGGAGAGGAGAAUGACUGUGCAGUGGAGGAAGUCAGCCUGGUCACAGGAUUUCCACCAGCAAUGCUUUGCAAUGUGAGGGCAGGAGUGGAGGGAAUGAGUUAGGGCUAUGGGCUGGCGGAAUGGACUUUGUGAUGAGCGAGAGGGGCAAAAGAGUCAAGGGUGGAGGAAAGUGAAGUAUGGGGAGAAACAACAACAAUAGCCAUUAAAUAAAUGGACGAGAAGGCUGAGAGCAGAUGGAGGCAUCGGCGCUGAUGAACUGGAAGACCCAGAAAGGCAGAGUGACAGUUAUGAAGACAGCCUUAUACUCCCGCUGGCAUGACUGGCCAGUGUACCAUGAAAGGACAUGCCAGUCUUCCUGGUGAGCUGAUUGCUCACUUUAAGCCCUAAUGGUCUAUCCCUUCUGGAGACUGGGCUGAAGCAUCCACUAGCUGACUUGCCUCCUAUUCCUGCUGUGAUUCCCUCCUUCUACUUGGCGCGCCAUGGGAGGAUGCUUCUCCAAACCAAAACCAGAACUGCACUGCUCCCAGGCUCAGCCCCGAAGGCACCGCUGUACACUUUCCAUCUGCCCCCCGGAUCCUCAUGUUGAAGUGAAAAUUGAGGUGGUGCUACCAGAGAAAGAGAGGGCCAAGGAAGAGAUGUCACCCAAUGGGAAAGCCAGUCCACUUGUUUACAAAGUCAAUGGGACUGCCCGGCAUUACCACCUUGAAGAACAUCCCAUCACCAUCAACCCCUACCAGAAUGUCAAGGAUGUAGUGGAAGCCUCUGUGUGUCAUGUGAAGGACCUUGAGAAUGGACAGAUGCGCGAAGUAGACCUGGGUUGUGGGAAGGCUCUGCUGAUAAAGGAAAAUGGAGACUACUAUGCAAUGGGACACAAAUGCCCUCACUACGGAGCCCCACUGGUGAAAGGGGUUUUAUCCAAAGGAAGAGUGCGCUGUCCCUGGCACGGGGCUUGUUUCAGCAUUGGCACUGGUGAUAUAGAGGACUUUCCUGGCUUGGACAGCUUACCCAAAUUCCAGGUGAAAAUCGAGAAGGAGAAAGUGUACAUCCGAGCGAGCAAACAGGCUCUUCUGACGCAAAGAAGGACAAAGGUUAUGGCAAAAUGUAUCUCCCUCAGCAACUACAAUAUCAGUAGCACCAACGUGCUGAUCAUCGGAGCAGGUGCUGGUGGAUUAGUUUGUGCAGAGACCUUAAGACAGGAAGGUUUCUCCGACAGGAUCGUCAUGUGCACAAUGGACAGACACUUACCCUAUGACCGACCCAAGCUAAGUAAGUCAAUGGAUUCCCACUUAGAUCAGAUCACCUUGCGCCCUAAGGAAUUCUUCCGUACAAAUGACAUUGAGGUCCUGACUGAAACACAGGUUGCGGCUGUGGACAUCAAGAACAAGAUAGCUGUGUUCAAGGAUGGAUUUAAGAUGGACUAUAACAAACUGCUGAUAGCAACUGGAAACACGCCCAAAGCCCUUAGCUGUAAAGGCAAAGAAGUUGAGAAUGUUUUCAACAUCCGAACCCCUGAAGAUGCCAACCGGGUAGUGAAAUUGGCCAGCAGCAAGAAUGCAGUUAUAGUGGGAGCCUCUUUCCUUGGGAUGGAGGUGGCAGCCUACCUGACAGAGAAGGCCCAUUCCGUGUCUGUGGUUGAGCUGGAAGAAGUGCCUUUCAAGAAGUUCUUUGGGGAAAAGGUUGGCCAAGCUCUUAUGAAGAUGUUUGAAAACAACAAGGUGAAGUUCUACAUGCAAACUGAAGUGUCUGAGCUGCGGGAGCAGGAGGGCAAGCUUAAGGAAGUUGUCCUGAAGAAUGGGAAAGUCCUCCGUGCGGAUGUCUGUGUCAUCGGCAUAGGUGCAAGUCCAGCAACAGGAUUUCUGAAGCAAAGCGGCAUUAACAUUGAUUCCAAAGGCUUCAUUGUCGUUAACAAGAUGAUGCAGACCAACAUCCCAGGAGUUUUUGCAGCUGGUGAUGCUGUCACCUUUCCACUGGCCUUGCGUAACAACAAGAAGGUGAACAUCCCUCACUGGCAGAUGGCACAUGUGCAUGGCCGCAUAGCAGCUCUGAACAUGCUGGCCCAUGGCACGGAGAUCAGCACUGUCCCGUACCUGUGGACGGCUGUGUUUGGGAAGAGCAUACGAUAUGCAGGCCACGGGGAAGGAUUUGAUGAUGUCGUCUUUCAAGGCGAUUUAGAUGAACUGAAGUUCGUGGCAUUUUACACCAAGAAUGAGGAGGUGAUUGCUGUGGCUAGUAUGAACUAUGACCCGAUUGUGUCCAAAGUCGCUGAGGUCAUGGCUUCUGGGAGAGCAAUCAGAAAACGAGAUGUGGAGCUGUUCAUUCGCCAUGGCAAAACUGGAGACAUGUCUUGGUUAACUGGAAAAGGCUCUUAACAUGGAAGAAACUGAUUUCUGCUGAGGCUGCACUUGCCCCAGAGGAGAACGGGAUGACCAGGAGGCUCCGUUGCUAAAUGCAAAUCUAAUCACCUGCGUCAUUGCCUCCCUCACACUUUGAAGAAUCCAGCAUCUUUCACUGAACCAUUAUAUUCCCAACAACGCCCUCUGUACACACAGCUGGUGGUUCUGACACACCAGUGGCAACCUGCAUGCAUGGGCUCUGCAGAAUUUAAAAACUCUGUGGAAACACAAGGAGAACACAAGAUCCCCGAGGAAGCACUGACUUGCCCUGGUCUUCAGAGUCUGAAGCAAACAUAUGCUCUAGCACCGACAGCUGCAUCUCUCCACGAGCCCUGCUGGCUGCAGGGACAUGUGGUGAAUAGAACGGAACUUACUGGCACUUUCUUCUGGUAGGGAGGGACUGCCUGACUAAACAAGACAAACUAGUCAUCCUGGCUGCAUGGUAAAGUUGGCCCCCUCCCUGGGACAUGUCUGCUCCCCCUAUAAACAAUACCACAACCUUUCACUGCACCCCAUGCUCCCGACUUCACCCACAAUACGCACCCAACUAGCUUACCCCUCACACACAGGCCACUCACAUCCAAGCAUGCCCUCACCAACACCCUGCAUCACUCUCCAACCUGCACCAACCCCCCUGCUCUCCCCUAGAGACCCUAUGGUGCCGCCCUCACACAACCGCUUGCCCCCCCCGAAUUCCCCCAACCACAUUCACUUUCCACCCACAGUGUCAUCUGCACCCACACAGCUUCAACCACAUCCACGGGCUCCCAUUCAGAUCCUUACCUGCACAUAGCUUCACCUUUAUCCACACCCUCAGCUGUAAGCACAGGUACACAGCUCCCAGGGGCGAGCCUCCCAGCCCAGGUCGACAGACUCCAGCUUGCGGGGCUAGCACACUAAAAACAGCUCUGUAGACAGUGCUUUGCCGCUGCAGCUUGGACUGAAACUUGGGCUCCUCGACUUCCAGUCCAAGCACUGUCUACACAGCUAUUUUUGGAGCACUAGCCCAGCAAGUAUCCUUGGAAUGUAGAGUCUGACUCUUGUGUUAAUUGCAGUCAGUUGCUAGAUGUGGAAGUUAAACUCCCUGUUCUGUAAAGACCCGGGUCUCUCUUUUUCAGUUUGUAAACACAUGGGCUAGGUUCAGCCUUUCCCAGUUCCCCAGGGACCAGUUUUGACCUCACUUACACUGGAAUGAUGCUGGUGCAACUCCAUUGUUCCAAUGGAGUUACUCCUGAUUUACAUCAGUGUAAGUGAGACCAGAACAAGCUUUGUGAUCUCCAAAAGAUCUCAAGUAUAAUUGUCAGUGGUUGUGAUACCAUUUCAUCUUAUUCCUUUAGCAUCUCAGGGUGAAUGUUAUCACAUCAUCCUGUUUUGAAUACAGAUCUAGUCAUCUUGGUCUCUUUCACAGAAUCAUAGAAUAUCAGGGUUGGAAGGGACUUCAGCAGAUCAUCUAGUCCAACCCCCUGUUCAA